Molecule: messenger RNA, 2744 nt
Organism: Linum tenue
Lineage: Eukaryota; Viridiplantae; Streptophyta; Magnoliopsida; Malpighiales; Linaceae
Source: the annotation of a GenBank genome assembly
UUUUAAUAUCCUUCCUUCCUCGCGUACCCUAGGAUCCACUCCACUCCCCUUUCUUUCUAUAAUACACUAAGCUCCCGAGAUCUCCACCCAAAAAGCUCUCCCCUUUUUCACCUUUCUGUCACUUUCCCGAGAAAGUAAGCGAAACCCAUGAAGACAGACAACCCAGUUUCUGAAUAACUAACUCCCCCCCUCGGCCUUCUGAACUACAAACUGUUCAACUCACCCAAAAAAAUGGAGACUUUCGGUUGCAGGGCAAUCGCCAUUUUCUUCCUUCUCCUCCUGAUUCAAUCCUCAACAGCGCAGCAGCUACCUCCAAGCGAAACCAGGGUCCUCUACCGAAUCCAGAAGCUGCUGGAAUACCCCGAGCCUCUCCAAUCAUGGAACAACUGGACCAACUUCUGCUACCUCCCUGCCUCCCCUGCCCUCACCGUCCUCUGCUCCUCCGACGGCCACGUCACCGAGCUCACAAUCCGCGGCAACAAAACCUCCCCGUCUCGCCUUCCAAACCCAAUCCCCAAAAACAAAACCUUCUUCGCCCUCUCCGGCAAGUUCUCACUUGACUCUCUCUUCACCGACCUCACCAAGCUUCCCAAUCUGAAAACCCUGUCCCUCGUAUCCUUAGGCUUGUGGGGUCACUUACCGUCCAAAAUCAACAGAUUUGCUUCACUCCAGGUCUUUAAUCUGAGCUCCAAUUUCAUCACCGGCGAAAUCCCGCCAUCAAUCGGAUCGCUCAAAACCCUGACGAGCCUCGUCCUCGCCGACAAUCUGAUCAAUGGAACAGUCCCCGGUGACAUCAAAAUGUUGGUCUCGCUCCAGGAGCUGAACUUGGGGGGAAACAAUCUGAGAUCCGAAUUUCCUUCUGCAGCAAUACUCAAGUCUCUGAUUCAUCUUCAGAGACUGAACCUGUCGCGAAACAAGCUGAUGGGUCCAAUCCCGCCUGCUCUGUUCUCUCUGCCUUCGAUUCAAUCCGUCGAUUUGAGUGACAACAAUUUGAAUGGAGCUCUUCCAGUCAACACGUCGUGCGGGUCUCAGCUUCGGUUCGUCGACCUCUCAAGCAACCUUCUGGUGGGGAACUUGCCGUCUUGCAUUUCGUCGUCGGCGAUUGCUUCAUGGAACUGCUUGUCCGGCGGGAAGCCUAAGCAGCAUCCGUACUCUUUCUGUCACAAGGAAGCAUUGGCUGUUAAGCCUCCGACGAACAAAGGGAAAAAACAGGGCUCCUCUUCUUCUUCGAUUAGGCUUGGGAUCAUACUUGGGAUCAUUGGAGGCGCCGUGGGGCUGAGUUUUUUAAUUGGGUUAGUGAUUUUCGUCAUGGUUAGAAGAUCUGAUGCCAAGGAACUGGCACCUGAGCACAGGUUUGCGCCGUCCUUGGCUGACAAAAUGUCGGUCCGAAGCUCCGUUCAUACAUUCGAGUCCAGGAGGGUGCCUAAGACGAUGAGAUCAGCGGCAAUUGGACUGCCGCCGUAUCAUAUUUUCUCGCUGGAGGAGAUUGAGGACGCCACCAAUAACUUCGACCCGCUGAAUUUCAUUGGAGAGAGUACUCAGGGACAGCUCUACAAAGGGUGCCUCGUAGAUGGAUCGGAGGUUCUGGUGAAGAGUGUGAAGUUGAAGCACAAGAAUCUGCCUCAAAACCUGAUGCAGCACAUAGAGGUGCUGUCAAAGCUAAGGCAUCUGCAUUUGGUCAGCGUUUUGGGGCACUGCAUUGUCACUUUCCAGGAUCAUCCCACCUCCGUAGCAACUCUUUUCGUAAUUUUCGAGCACAUUACGAAUGGGUCGCUCCACGAUUAUCUCACAGAUAGGAGAAAGAAAGAGGUGCUGAAAUGGCCGCAAAGGAUGGGUAUCACGAUGGGAGUUGCCAGGGGAAUCCACUUCCUGCACACUGGAGUGGCGCCGGGGAUCUUUGGGAAUGAUGUGAAGAUGGAGAAUGUGUUGUUGGACGAAAGCCUCACUGCGAAACUCAGCAACUAUACACUUCCUUUGCCGUCGAAGGUGGUUUCCAUUGCCGCGUUGAGGAUUGAAGUUAGUUUGAAUCCUUGUUUUGGUUUUCUCUGUUUGACGUUCGAACUUUGCAGCACCGAGAACUCGGACAAAGAAGAUGUGUACCAGCUGGGAAUGAUCGUGCUCCAACUUAUCACAGGCAAACGUAUCAAAUCCUCCGAGGAAGUGGAAGAACUCAAGGCGCAACUAGAGAAAGGGUUGGCAGAGGGUCAAUCCAAGCUGAGGGAUAUGGCAGACUCCACCACAAAGGGCACCUACGCGUACGAAUCGUUGCGAACUGCAGCAGAGAUCACCAUCAACUGUCUCUCCAAGGAGCCCAAUAGCCGGCCUUCAAUAGAAGACGUGCUUUGGAAUUUGCAGUACUCGAGCCAAGUUCAGGAUGGAUGGAACAGCAGUGGAAACCUUAAUACUUCUCAGAUGUAGUGGCAAUAGCUCUUUUUUUUUUCUUUUUCCUUCUUGUCAACCCUUUCGUGACCAUGUACAUGAUAGUUAUCGUCGUGAUCUCCACGCUUCUCCAACAGCCCUACUCCCUUGAAUCGCCACAUUGACUAGUUCAUGGAACAUGGAAAGCCAGAAUGCACUUUAAGUGUCGCCGACCUGAAAUCUUUUACCCCCAUGAAAAGUUUUGCGUCCCAACCUUCCCCUAAAGCACAAGGCAUUUCGCCACGCAGCUAAGGGCAAGAUUAAGGAGCAGAGGGGAGCAUGUCAAGAGCCAUUUAUGACAAUCCACACUCAGAAUAGGCUCAACA